AUGAAAAUUCACUUUACGGUUAUGUGCGCUACUGAGUUGCUGUCAAUGAAGGAUUCAGUAAGCAAAGAAGAUAAUACAAAAUCCAAAGCUCAGCUUAAAGCUGAAAGGAGGGCUAUUCAAGAAGCUCAAAGAGCUGCGAAGGCUGCUUCUAAAGGUACUGACAAGCCAAAAGUCACGCAAACACCAAAUGCCGCUCCUAGUAAUGCACCAAAUACUCACCCAAAUCAGGACACAGGCAUGGAUGAACAAAAGACUAUUUCCUCUAUGGAUGAGAAAGCAUGUAUCGGUGUGGUGCAAAGUCAAAAUAACCGCCUCGAUUAUUCCAGCCUUAAAAUUGCCGAAGUUCCGAAGUCCAGAACACAGGAGUCCUGUCGCGUUCACCUCUUCAAGCAUCUUGACCAACCAGACAAGCGAGUAAAUGUUAUCAGUUAUCUUGGUUUAGGGACUCGUUCCUCAAUCCAUCCUUCAUUCCUCACUCUGGGUGUCGAUUUUGACGAAGAUCGAAUAUGGGGCUCCAAUGAGAAGUGUUUAGCGUUUUUGUCGUCAUGUGAAGAACUCAUACGUUCAUUCAUUCCGAAGUCACCUACCGAAAGAAUGAACAAUCACACUGGAACAAAUGAUGCUCUGUUUUGCCGGAGUUUCGGACCAGUUUUGCAAGCUCAUGUGAACUUUCUUCAACUUUGUCGUCCAUUAUCUGUUACGAUACAUAAUGCAUAUCAGUAUCUGAAGCAGACGCUUACUCGCCUAGAUUCCGUGGAAGAUUGGGAUGAGUGUAGAGGCAAUUUUUUAUCAGCCAUCGUCGAAUUUAGACGUGGUUCAAUUUACUUGGCAGGAGAUGAAAUUGUAGAUCGUACAGUUAAUUUGAUUCGUUCUGGUGAAUGUGUUUGUAUAUUUGGAUAUUCAUCCUUGGUAGCCCGUGUGCUGGAACGUGCAUGGAAAUCUCCAUGCAACACAUCUGUCAAUCAAGUUGAUGCAAAUGUUGAUUUUUUAGCGGACAAAAUGAAAACAUGUUUUGUAAACACUAAAUCGGAUCCAUCAAAUAAAACUACAGACAGAGUUUUUAGUGUUUUGGUUGUUGACUCUCGACCGAAAUUUGAAGGUAGACAAAUGCUAACCAGAUUGUUGAAAGCAGGAAUACCAUGUGAAUAUACACAUAUUGGUGCAUUGCCAAGUGUUGCAAAUAAGAUAUCUCUAGUUAUUCUGGGCGCCCAUGCUCUUCUUAGCAAUGGCUACGUACUAGGUCGUAUGGGGAGCGCUCAAGUAGCCAACAUUGCAGCCUCUAUUUCUCAUGCUCCAACAAUAGUCUGUGCUGAAACUUACAAAUUUUGGGAGCGCGCCCAUUCUGAUGCAUUCGAGUAUAACGAACUUGGAGAUCCUGACGACAUUUGGCGAGGUCCACGAGGUACAUCACCAGACUAUAAAAAGGGCAUUCCUGGUUUCGGUCCAACUGGACUUCCAGAUAGAAUUGAAUCUUCUACAACUGAUUUGAGUGAAUGGCGUUCAAAUUAUAGUCUUAGACUGUUACAUUUAGAAUAUGAUGUGUUACCGCCUACAUUGGUUACAGCUGUAGUAACUGAAAAGGGCACCUUACCUACAACCUCUGUUCCUGUAGUCCUGCGAGUAAAACAAGCUUCUAUAACCAAUGUUAGUUGUAGCAAUAGUAAUAAUGAUAACAGUGAUAAUACAUUUGAUGUUUACGCCAAUCCAUUACCAGGUGGUCAAUUUAAUAAAUCGAAUUCAAGUAUUCCUUCACUCUCUUUCUAA
Messenger RNA from Schistosoma haematobium, 1764 nucleotides. RefSeq names its product Eukaryotic translation initiation factor 2B, subunit 4 delta, 67kDa (gene EIF2B4). The record is from RefSeq and is a predicted model, not a curated record. Bases 1 to 1764 code for a protein of 587 amino acids. NCBI's taxonomy places the organism in Eukaryota, Metazoa, Platyhelminthes, Trematoda, Strigeidida, Schistosomatidae. The transcript is spliced from 9 exons.